UACAUGCCAAAAAAAAGUCAAUUCCGAAUUAUUUCCACUUCAUGCUCUCUUAAUCAGCACCAAUCAAUUCCACAUUCCUCUUAGCCAUACAACAUUUCAAGACCGGACGUGGUUCUGUACAAAUACAUUGAUGUAUUGUUUACUAUUCUUAGCAAUAUUCGUGUUCAAUUGAUUGGAUUGAGUGAUUCAAUUGGUUGAGCGGUUUUGAUGCAUCAUUAAAUGGUUUAAUGUUUCCAGAUGUAAACAAACAUUGAUAACGGAGUAUCACAGGUUAUCUGCGCUAGACCGAUAAAAUAGACACUUCAAGUAUACACAUUUGUAUUGAAACUUCAUUCAUCGCUUGAGUUUUUUGUGCGACGGUUCGGUUCCUAUCAGAGAAUACACAUCUGUACAACAAUGAAGGAUUUACAUGUGGGAAUAAUUACCGUGAGUGAUCGAUGCUCAUCGGGAGAAACUGAGGAUAAAAGUGGUCAAGUACUUCGAGAAUUGGUGUCUAAACAUUUUGGAGCUGUUAUAACAAGUGCCUUAGUACCAGAUGAAAUUGAUCGAAUCGAGGCUCAAUUGCUGCAUAUGUCGGAUCAGCUGUCAGUUCACUUGAUUCUAACGACAGGCGGAACGGGGUUUAGUCCACGCGAUGUAACACCUGAAGCCACUCGAAAAGUCAUCCACCGUGAAGCACCUCAGAUGUCACUAGCGAUGUCAUUGGUGAGCUUCGAAAAGACAAAAUUUGCAGCCUUAUCUCGAGCCGUAUGUGGAAUCCGCAAUAAAACGUUGAUUUGUAAUAUGCCCGGUAGCCCGAAGGCAGUCGACGAAUGUUUUUCGGCAAUUGUAGAUGUUUUGCCGCAUGCAAUCGAUUUGAUCAAUGGCCACCAGGGCAAUGUACGAAAAUCACAUGGAGAAUCUCAAUCAACCUCAAACCAAAGUGUCCCAAUCGCCACACACAAACACAUUUGUCCGCACAAAACGGGCACGGGUACAGAUGAUGACCGUAAUUCACCGUUUCCAAUGAUUGCGGUUGACAUUGCCUUGAAAAUCAUUCUCGAUGCCAUUCGUCGCAACGUGUUUUCACAUCGUGAUUACAAAAGUCCGGUCAAUAUUCCAGAGUUUCGAGCAUCGAUCAAAGACGGGUAUGCUGUUAAAGCAAACGGUUCAUGCAAAGGGGUCAAAAAAGUUAUCGGCUACAUUAGCGCUGGCGAUGAUGUGAAGCAUGAUGAUUUUGAUAGCAAUUUUUGUUAUAAAAUUAACACUGGUGCCGCUGUGCCCGAUUUCGCCGAUGCAAUUGUUCAAGUUGAAGACACAAAAUUGAGAAAGGCCGAGAAUGGGAUUGAAGAAGAAGUGGAAAUUUUGAUUGAACCAACGCUGGGGUUGGAUAUUCGGCCAGUCGGAUGUGAUCUAGCAAAAGGAGAACAGUUAUUCAAAGGUCUAACCGAUUUUCCUGAUGUCGUUCCAUUUAAAUCAUUACUCGCCAGCAUUGGCGUGGAUGUUGAUUCGACACACCUUACAGAAGUGCCCAUUUGUAUUCUAUCGACUGGUGAUGAACUCACUAAACCUGGUGAACCAUUGAAAACUGGGAAGAUUUAUGAUUCAAACACAACAAUGCUGCGAGCAUUGCUUGAGCUACAUGGUUUCAACAAAAUCACCACAUUGACAUUGAGCGAUACGUUUGAUUCAAUGCACGAUGCAAUCAAAGCCCAGGCCGAGAAGAAUACAUUCAUCAUUUGCUCUGGAAGUGUGUCGAUGGGAGAUAAAGACUUUUUGAAGCCAGUUUUGAAGAAGUUGGGCUUUGAAAUUCAUUUUGGUCGUGUCAAUAUGAAACCAGGAAAACCAAUGACGUUUGCUGAUCGAAAAACAUCAAAUAAAGAGUGCUUUCUAUUUGGACUACCAGGAAAUCCUGUAUCAGCAUUUGCAACGUUUCAUUUGUUUGUUCUGCCAGCGCUUCGGAAACACUGUGGUUACAGUGAACACAAAUUAUCAUUGCCAGUCAUUCACGUUGAACUUUUGAACACACAAGUCGAAUUAGAUCCACGUCCAGAAUAUGCUCGAGCUCAAAUUUCAUGUGGUCAGGGCAAAUUCUUCGCAGAAAUCACCGACAAUCAAAUGAGUAGCCGGCUAACGAGUAUCGUGAACGCUGACGUUCUAUUGCAUUUGCCGCCACGAACAAAGACACAGGAAUAUGUUCUCAAAGGCGCCCAACUAAAAGCAUCUGUUCUCAAGCAUCAUUUCAUUUCAAAAUAUUUGGAUUAAAUCUAAAAAAAAAACAUAAUAAAAAGGAAAUAAUUUUUGGCAGCAAAAAAAA
Sitodiplosis mosellana (orange wheat blossom midge) is the source of this 2296-nucleotide messenger RNA. It is a transcript of the gene cin, whose product is annotated as molybdenum cofactor synthesis protein cinnamon. Gene Ontology annotation, molecular function: molybdopterin molybdotransferase activity. NCBI's taxonomy places the organism in Eukaryota, Metazoa, Arthropoda, Insecta, Diptera, Cecidomyiidae. Gene Ontology annotation, cellular component: cytosol; postsynaptic specialization; dendrite. The record is from RefSeq and is a predicted model, not a curated record. The transcript has 10 exons. Bases 397 to 2244 code for a protein of 615 amino acids. Gene Ontology annotation, biological process: gamma-aminobutyric acid receptor clustering; glycine receptor clustering; molybdenum incorporation into molybdenum-molybdopterin complex.